Messenger RNA from Theobroma cacao (cacao), 1699 nucleotides. NCBI's taxonomy places the organism in Eukaryota, Viridiplantae, Streptophyta, Magnoliopsida, Malvales, Malvaceae. The record is from RefSeq and is a predicted model, not a curated record.
GUGGGAACACUCAGACGUUAACGUUUGACUGUAGCGUUAUAAAAUAAUAUUACACAUUCUUUUCUUUUUCUCUCUAUUUAUUAAGUAUUUUUUUUUGUGGGUUGCUUUUGAUUCUUUGUUUGCUUUCAAGGAGUGGUGGAAGCUGCUGUUUUACAGAAACAACAGAGCUCUUUUGAGUGUUCAUUUGGGCUUUUUUUUGUUAUUGAAGGAGUUACGGGUUUUGAUAAUUCAGUUGAUCCAUAAGGAAUUGUAUCAAGCCAUGGAGAUCUGUCCAUAGGCAGAGUUGCUUGAUAGAGUAUGAGCUCUCCAUCAACUGAACUUACCAAGAGGAUGGCAAUAUAUGAGCAAUUCCACCAGAUAAGCAGGUGGGGAGAUGUCUUCAACAGUGACAAUAGUCCAAAUACAGGGUCAUCCACAAUUGUGCAGGUGGAUGUUAGGCUAGACAACAAGGCUGAAUAUAUAUCUUGUGAGCAAGUUGAACCUUCCAGAAGUGAUCAAGAAACAAACAAGCCCACUGAUAAGAUACAAAGGCGUCUAGCACAAAAUCGUGAAGCUGCUCGUAAAAGUCGUCUACGGAAAAAGGCCUAUGUUCAACAAUUAGAAUCAAGUCGUUUGAAACUAGCUCAAUUGGAGCAAGAACUUGAAAGAGCUAGACAGCAGGUUUCUAGAUGUGGCAUGCAUAAUCAAUUAGGCAAUGCCUUAAUGCAGGGUAUAUACAUAAGCAGUGCAUCAGAUACUGGUUAUUUUGGAUUGUCUGGAACUGUAAACUCAGGGAUCACUGCAUUUGAGAUGGAAUAUGGACACUGGGUUGAAGAGCAAAAUAAACAGAUAUGUGAACUUAGAAGUGCACUCCAGGCACAUAUUACUGAUAUAGAGCUCCGAAUUCUGGUAGAAAGUGGCUUGAACCACUAUUGCAAUUUGUUCCGCAUGAAAGCAGAUGCUGCAAAGGCAGACAUCUUCUAUUUGAUCUCAGGCAUAUGGAGAACUUCAGCUGAGCGUUUCUUCCACUGGAUUGGCGGGUUUCGCCCAUCAGAGCUUUUAAAUGCUGUCAUGUCACAAAUUGAGCCCUUGACUGAUCAACAACAUUUGGAGGUCUGUAACCUUCGACAAUCUUCUCAGCAAGCUGAAGAUGCUCUUUCCCAAGGAAUUGAUAAACUCCAGCAGAAUUUGGCCCAGAGUGUUGCAGCUGAUUUGAGUUCAGGAAACUACAGAGUUCAAAUGGCUGCUGCAAUUGAUAAGUUGGAAGCCUUAGAGGGCUUUGUAAACCAGGCUGAUCACCUCCGCCAACAGACGUUGCAGCAGAUGGCUCGAAUCUUAACAACUCGUCAAGCAGCUCGAGGUUUACUUGCCUUGGGGGAAUACUUUCAUCGCCUACGUGCUCUCAGUUCACUUUGGGCUGCCCGUCCACGUGAACCUGCCUAGUCUGUAAAGAUAGAACUUAGAGAACCAGCAAUUAUAUGUAGGGUGUAGUUCAACUGGUAAGAAAUGGAUUUUUGGAGGUCCUGUUGUAUGAACUACAAUAUGUAUGUGCUUAUAAUUUUUCAAAAGAAACUUCUUGAGCAUAAAACCUGUAAAUACGAAUCCUUAUGCUGUGUAUCAAGAAGAAUUUUAGGUCAUUAAAGUUAGAUUUUCAGGUGUUGUAUAGUACUGUAUUGUUUGGAAGGCGGAGAACUAUAUUACUAAGCUUGUCUUUACACUA